Messenger RNA from Brugia pahangi, 342 nucleotides. The record is from the annotation of a GenBank genome assembly. Lineage: Eukaryota; Metazoa; Nematoda; Chromadorea; Rhabditida; Onchocercidae.
AUGGGACGAAUACGUUGGGAAUUACCAAAUACGAACGAUAAAUAUGGAACGAAUACGUUGGAAAUUACCAAAUACGAACGAUCAAUGUUAAUUCAAGCAGCAUUAACUUCUGGUGGAUUAAUAAUUGGAGCCAUAUCAUUCGGCUUUCUGUCAAAGAUUUUGAUACAGAUUUUUGAUCAAAAAGCUUUAUUACCAAUAAACAUUUCCCAUUGCUCAUAUAUCCUUUUAUAUCGUUGUACAUUGCCAACAGCUUUUUUCUUAACGAACGAACGUGCUCGUAAAUAUCUAUGUUCACGUUUGAGAAAUAAUGUUGUAAAAUCUAUCCCACGUCUAACAAAAUAA